Monomorium pharaonis (pharaoh ant) is the source of this 1832-nucleotide messenger RNA. It is a transcript of the gene Gbeta5, whose product is annotated as guanine nucleotide-binding protein subunit beta-5. Gene Ontology annotation, cellular component: cytoplasm; heterotrimeric G-protein complex. Lineage: Eukaryota; Metazoa; Arthropoda; Insecta; Hymenoptera; Formicidae. Gene Ontology annotation, molecular function: protein binding; signaling receptor complex adaptor activity. The coding region runs from base 499 to 1548 and encodes 349 amino acids. Gene Ontology annotation, biological process: G protein-coupled receptor signaling pathway; G protein-coupled dopamine receptor signaling pathway. The record is from RefSeq and is a predicted model, not a curated record. The transcript is spliced from 6 exons.
UUGCGUAUGGAGAAUAGUGCGUGUUGAACGGGCGGACUGUGUAAAAGCAGAGGCGUCAUUGCACCGGCGCUAAGCGCUCGGUUAUUUUGUCUCGCGUUUAUUCGUCGUAUCGAUUAUCCCUGUUUAUCGCGUGUGCGAUCGCUGUCGCGGAGCGUAAAGCUUUUCCUUCAAAAACAAACGCACAAUAAGAGAGUUAAGAGUAAAGAUUGUACGGAAAAGCCUCGCGACACGUCCAAUGAUGGCGUCCGUCAGAAUUUCAUCAUUCUCCGUUCCAUUUCGUACGCGAAAAUGAGAAAAUCCCGAAAUUUAGCAAAUUAUACCUAUAAUUCUAAUUAAGCAACAAUUAACUGCCUAUCGCUGUGAUUGUAAAAUGAAUCAUUCAUGACGAAGAAACUCAUUGUCAUAAAGAUGCACAUGCAUGUACGAAAGGGUGUCUGUCUGUGAAACUUCUUUAUCAGUAUAUCAAAAAAUUAGUUGGUGUUCAGCAAGCGAGACGUCAUGGACUCUGCAACCGAGCUGGAACACAUAGAGAAGCUGGCAAAGGAAGCGGAAUGCUUAAAGAUACGUUUGGAGGAUGAACGACAAAAAUUAAAUGAUAUUACACUUGCCAGUGUAGGAGACAGACUAGAAGCAAUUAAUUGUAUAAAUGUAAAACCUAGACGUAUUUUAAAGGGUCAUCAGGCCAAAGUUUUAUGUUCCGAUUGGUCUCCCGAUAAGCGUCAUAUUGUUUCUUCUUCACAAGAUGGAAGAAUGAUCAUAUGGGAUGCCUUUACAACAAAUAAGGAACAUGCCGUCAGUAUGCCAACCAGAUGGGUAAUGGCAUGUGCUUACGGCCCUAGUGGCACUUUAGUUGCAUGCGGAGGUCUGGAUAAUAAAGUUACAGUGUAUCCGUUAAGUCUGGAGGAUGAUGUUUCAGCCCAUAAGAAGACCGUUGGUACACAUACAUCAUACAUGUCGUGCUGUGCGUUUCCUAAUAGCGAUCAGCAGAUUUUAACAGGCAGUGGAGACAGCACGUGCGGUUUGUGGGACGUGGAGAGUGGGCAACUGUUACAGAGCUUUCAGGGACAUUCUAGCGACGUCAUGUCCAUUGAUCUAGCACCAAGUGAAACUGGAAACACAUUUGUAUCUGGUGGUUGUGACAAACUUGUCUUGAUUUGGGAUAUGCGCAGCGGCCAAUGCGUGCAAAGUUUUGAAGGACACCAAUCUGAUGUUAAUUCAGUAAGAUUUCAUCCAGGCGGCGAUGCAGUAGCAACAGGUUCGGAUGAUGCUACUUGUCGCUUAUUUGAUCUGCGUGCUGACAGAGAAGUUGCGGUAUAUGCGAAAGAAAGUAUAAUAUUUGGAGCGAAUGCAGUUGAUCUUAGUGUAAGCGGGCGUUUGCUUUUUGCCGGGUACAACGAUUACACGGUGAAUGUGUGGGAUACUUUAAAGUGUCAACGAGUGGCGUUGUUAUAUGGGCAUGAAAAUCGAGUCUCGUGUUUAAGAGUAUCCCCAGAUGGUACUGCUCUAUCUACUGGAAGUUGGGAUGCAACCUUACGAGUUUGGGCUUAACUUAUUACUAUCUUAAACAUGUUGAAAUACGAGAUACUCUUGUUAGGUAGCAUAGUUUAUAUUUAUUAUUUUAUCCUAAUUAUUUAGAAAAUUUUGCCUUCUCGAGUACUUUUUUAUAUGUUACUCAUGUUUUCAUAUAUCAAAUGUAUUAAAUUGUUGUGUAUUUAAUAGCAAGUAUGCUUUGCCAUGCAAAAUAUUAAAUCUACAUGCCAUGUAAAAUAUAAAAUCUACAAUAUGCAGGGUUGGGUAAUUAAAAAAUUGAAAGUUAAUAAAGUUAAAAAGUU